CUUCCCCCUCACCCUCACUGUUUUGAUACGAAAAAUGGCGGCGACCGGCGAGUCGGAAUGUAGUAUGAGUCCCAAAACAAGACCUAGAGCGUCGAAAGUAUGGGUGUAUUUUACCACAGACGGGGACAAAAGAGUGGUCUGUUCACUCUGUAAAACAUCACUGGCUUAUCACAAGAGCACAACUACGAUGCUCGAACACUUAAAAAGGAAACACACAGGAAUUGUCGAAGAUGCUCCCACUGAAAAGGAGAGGACGAUGCACGAACACUUAAAAUGGAAAUACACAGGAGUUGUUGAAGAUGUGCCCAUUGAAAGGGAAAAGACAAUGAUGACUCCAUCCAAACACACUCCCGCUCAUUCAAUCCCCCCACACACUCUGACUCGCAUGGCAAGGCAGUGGCUUGAAGAGGACACGCCGAACUUUGAUCCAGCAGGCGUGUGUGUGGGCUCUCAGGAAGUUGAGGCCAGGUUGCUGUGUAAAAGCCCACACAGCAUCUUGGCAGGAAGUCCGUUCUUCACAGCAGUGUUCACAGAGGUCGGCUGCACUGUGGAUUGGUUUUACCAGGAUGGAGAUGAAGUUGGUCCAGAUCCUGUCACACUUACUGCUGUGGUACGAGGUCCAGCACGAUGUCUCCUCCUGGGUGAAAGGCCAGCUCUGAACUGCCUGGCCCGCGCCUCAGGGAUCGCCACUCGAUGCUCUCAGUUACGCAAAAUGGCAACGGCAUGGGGAUGGCACGGAGAAGUGGCGGGCACACGUAAAACAACCCCUGGUUUCCGCAUUGUGGAGAAGUAUGCCAUGCUGGUGGGUGCUGUGUCCAUGCACAGGAUGGACCUGAGUGGAAUGGUCAUGCUAAAGGACAACCAUGUCUGGACUUCAGGAAGCAUAACAGAGGCAGUGAAAGCUGCCCGGUCAGUAUGUGGCUUUAGCAGCAAGAUUGAAGUGGAGUGCUGCUCUAUUGAGGAGGGCAUUGAGGCGGCCAUUGCAGGAGCAGACAUUGUUAUGCUGGAUAACGUCCAGCCAGAGGAGCUCCAUGCUGCAGCUGCUGCCCUCAAGCAAAGAUUUCCAGCUCUGCUGAUAGAAGCCAGCGGAGGAGUGACAACACAAAACCUAGGGAGGUAUUUCUCUCCACACGUAGACAUCAUCUCCCUGGGCUGUAUUACACAAGGAUGUCCAGUCGUGGACUUUUCACUGAAGGUUCAAAAACCUGUUUGUCUGUCAAUGAAGAUCAAAGAAGAAUUGGCUCCAUAAACAGAGAAGUUGAAAUUGCUUCCUGUUGGAUUCAUUUUCCAGCUGAGAUGAAGAAGAGAACAAGAAUUUGGAAAGUUUGUCAAUGAUUGAACGUCUCUGAUUGAUGGCGUUAAGAGCUGAAGGCCUGCCCUGGAAAUUAAUCUUUUUGUGGGGUCAACAUGGGUCACCGUUCUGUACAAGGCUUAUCAAUAAACUGUGAUUAUUGAUCCUUGGGGUAUUUUACACAGGAAUUGUUUUACUCUGUGAAAAACAUUGCAUGUCUCUUUUAAUGUUACAGCUCUGAUAUGGGCAGGAGAAGUGGGCGAUAAUACACAUUUUUGGUAUUGAGUUAUUACCAAGUGAAUACAGGACAGGUAGCAGAUGACGAUACUUUUACUUGAACAUUUUUACGUGAUUUUGUUUUUCUUUGAGUUUGUUGAUCAUGAUUGUAACCAGAAUAAAACAAAGAACAAAGAUUUCAGGAAAAC
Molecule: messenger RNA, 1716 nt
Organism: Entelurus aequoreus (snake pipefish)
Lineage: Eukaryota; Metazoa; Chordata; Actinopteri; Syngnathiformes; Syngnathidae
Product: nicotinate-nucleotide pyrophosphorylase [carboxylating]-like
Exons: 5
Coding region: 35-1249 (404 amino acids)
Biological process (GO): quinolinate catabolic process; NAD+ biosynthetic process
Cellular component (GO): cytoplasm
Molecular function (GO): nicotinate-nucleotide diphosphorylase (carboxylating) activity; DNA binding
Source: RefSeq, a predicted model, not a curated record